AUGGAUUCCAGUGAGAACGUCCACAUCAUGAACAACAGUAACCCUUCAAGAAAUGCUGGCCGCAGGAUACUCGGCACUCAGAUUUCGGAUUUUUUGAACCACGACACUCCUGCUCGACGCCAGUUGAUGACAAUGCCAAACCGCGUACCACAGAACCUACCAGAUAUGGAAAUUUCUUUCCAAUACAAUCCCUUGGAACUGUCGAAUCCGAUAGCCCAGAAUCCAACUGGUAACAGAAGCCCUUUCCGAAAUCAGACUAUGGGAUUAUACUAUUUCACGCCUCAGAACACCGAUGCCAAUGGUGGUCAUUGUGGAACUUAUCAGGCGGAAAUGCCAACCAACAUCCUGGGCAAUCCCGUUGGAAACGGCUCUACUUCAAUUUCAAGCAAUCCGCUUCAAAGUCCAGCUGAUGAAGUUUUCGGGGUUGAUGACGGACAAAUGACUAAUGUCUUGUCCUCAGGGGCUUUCGAUACUGGAUGCUUCACUGAGAACGAUGUCCUGGCGAUGCAGGAUCUCCUCGCCCAGGACGUGGGGAACUAUAACGGCUUUGACUACCUCGGUGUCGAUCUGUCUCAUCAGGAGGAGGUUCAGCUCGGAGCUGGAUUUACGGGCUUCCCGCGCUUUCAACGAAACAAUGCCCAAGGAAACCUCUUUUUGCAAAGCCAGCAAGAUAUCACCAACGGACAGAUGGAAACCCAGCAGACACUUGCGAACCAGCUGCAGACCGAGAUUCAAGCACAGCAGGACAAGAUCUCUUCGCUUAAAAAAGAACACGAGGAAGUUGUCACGAUACUUCAAAAGCAGAUACAGUCACUCAAGUACGCAAACAAGGUACUGCACACAGAGAAACUGGUAGCCAAAAGCUUCUACAACAUGCUUCGAGGCAGAUACGAUUUCAUUAUUGGACCAGACGGCAAACUGUUUCCAGUAAUCCCCAAUACCAAGGAGGGCGCAGUUCUCGAUAUCGAAAAACCAAAGCCACCAUUCCAGAAGGCGUAUGAAGACAAGAUGAGGCGACUGAAGCAGGAAUAUGACGGCGCACUUCUGAAAGCCGACAUCUGCCACUUGUGUCCAGUGCACCACAACAACCAUCUGCAAAUGCAAGCUCCACUCGUGGAAUACACUGCUCGUCAAUUCAUUGGCCUCACCGGCGAGGCUCCAGAGCCAGAUCCAGAUUUUCGACAGCGUUCAAUCCAAGGGUAUCUGGCCAAUGCUGCUCGAGAAGAGCUGCUGGAGGGCAGAAACCCCAACGAGCAAAUCACAACUCCCGCGGAGACCGCAACUACUGUUCAAGAGACGGCCACAACAGAAACUACAACAGUUAAUGCAACAGUUCCACCGGCAACCCAAGCAACCCAAGUCGCAACGGCCCCUGCAGGAAGCUCUCAAACUUUUGCAACCGGGUUCGUGAAGCGUCCAGCAUCGCCAUCAACGCCCCCUCCCGAGACUGAAUAUGCCAGCCCCGUAAAGCGCCUGAAACACAAGAAGUCCGACUAUGGUUGGAUGCCACCGAGCCAAAAUCUUGCUUUGAGGAAAGCAACAGGCGAUCUCCUUCAUCCUUUGAAAGAAUGGAGUCUUAAGCAGGCUGCUGGACUUGGAAACUCUGACGCCGUUGCCGUCGGUCACAUCGCAAUCAACACACCGACAGCGAAGCAGGAGCCCUCAAUGCCACCCCCCAAAAGAGUCUCGGCUCCACGAUCUGCGCCUACUGCGCCCAAGCCUCGAAAGGUCACCAAAACGAAAUCUGCGGCGCCAAAGAAGUCGAACAAUCGCAAAGCGAGCAAGGCAAAGGCGAAGUCAGCUGCAGCACUAUCAGCAGAUCUCACCAAUGCCCUCGCCAAUUCCGACAAUGUCAUCACAACCAGCAGCAGCUUUGGAUUCAACUACUUGCAUGAAGCUCCCUCUGCCCGAAGUCCCACCCCUGCAUUUCCACCAACUGCUCCGCCCAUGGACAUGGACGGCGAAUACGAAACCGAGGAGGAUGAAGACGCAUGCCUCGAAGAUUGCGACUUGGAAAUUAUCGGCCAUAGCGACAACUACCUUCUGUCCGACGAUGGCGGGAUCCCUCGGUCGUCUCCAUUCUUGGAGGUCGACGACGACGAUGUGGCCGACAUUAUCGCUCUGCUCGAGGAGCCCGAAGAGCCAAACAAUCAGCAGAGCAAGGCUUCCCACGCCACCGUUACCGAAAGUGGUGCCGGUGAGCAUGACUUCACUCAGAGCCAAGGAAAUACUACCGGAGACGUCGAUCAGGAAGCUUCGGAGGAUGCGGCCGGUGACAGAGACGAUAAUUGGGACAUGGACAGCCUCUUCGACUUCUCGGGAGGUGAGGCACAGGAGGCACAGGAGGCACAGGAGGCACAGGAGGCACAGGAGGCACAGGAGGCACAGGGACCACGGGAACCUCAACAACUACAGGUUAGCUGGCAGGAUGAGGAAAGCGAGAUGAGCGAGGAGGAGUGA
Fonsecaea erecta is the source of this 2460-nucleotide messenger RNA. RefSeq lists its product as hypothetical. The record is from RefSeq and is a predicted model, not a curated record. The transcript has a single exon. Lineage: Eukaryota; Fungi; Ascomycota; Eurotiomycetes; Chaetothyriales; Herpotrichiellaceae. Bases 1 to 2460 code for a protein of 819 amino acids.